AUGCCGACUUUCGUCCUUCAUGGAGAUGCAAAUUUUAAAGUGACUCUUUUCUUCGAAACGUACACGUUCAACACGUUCUUCACAGCGCCGCCUGCUACCAUGUCCAACACACACAUUCUCACACUAUCAUGCCCGGACCGACCGGGCAUCGUGCACGCUGUCACGGGCAUUCUGGCCGCGCAGAAGCUCAACGUGCUAGACCUGCAGCAGUUCAGUGACCGGGCGUCGGAGACCUUCUUUAUGCGGGUGCACUUUGGGCCCUCGGAGGUGGAUUCGACGGCAGCCCUGGAUGAACCGUUCGCGCAGCUGGCGCGCGACUUUUCCAUGACGUACGACAUCCGAUCGGUGGCGCGCAAGGUGCGGGUAUUGAUCAUGGUGUCCAAGAUCGGCCAUUGCCUCAACGACCUGCUUUUUCGCAUGCGGACCGGCCAGCUGCACGUGGAAGUGCCACUGGUGGUGUCGAAUCACGGCGAGUUUGCGGACCUCGUGCGCUCGUACGGUAUCGAUUUUGCGCAUCUGCCGGUGACCAAGGACAGCAAGGCGGCACAGGAGGAGCGCAUCCUGGAACUGAUUACGGAGCACAACAUUGAGCUCGUUGUGCUGGCGCGCUACAUGCAGGUGUUGUCGCCUAAGCUGUGCCAGGUCAUGAGCGGCCGUAUCAUCAAUAUCCACCAUAGCUUCCUGCCCAGCUUCAAGGGUGCCAAACCGUACCACCAGGCAUACGAGCGCGGCGUCAAGAUUAUCGGCGCCACCGCCCACUUUGUCACUGCCGACCUGGACGAAGGACCCAUCAUUGAGCAGCGCGUGGCUCGUGUCGACCACAGCAUGAGCCCGAAAGCCCUGGUCGACGAGGGCUCCAACGUGGAGAGCCAGGUGCUGGCGGCGGCCGUGAAAUGGUACGCUGAACGCAAGGUGUUCUUAAAUGGGACGAAGACGGUGGUGUUCAACUAG
Molecule: messenger RNA, 951 nt
Organism: Grosmannia clavigera kw1407
Lineage: Eukaryota; Fungi; Ascomycota; Sordariomycetes; Ophiostomatales; Ophiostomataceae
Product: formyltetrahydrofolate deformylase
Exons: 1
Coding region: 1-951 (316 amino acids)
Biological process (GO): 'de novo' IMP biosynthetic process
Molecular function (GO): formyltetrahydrofolate deformylase activity
Source: RefSeq, a predicted model, not a curated record